UGUGUUACAUAAAUACUGUAUUGCUCAUGGUCUAGAGACGGCUUGUCGUCGUCAGCAUGUGCUGCCUGCUUGCCUGCCAGCCUGCGUGCCCGAUCGCCCUUGCGCACGCCAACCCGUCAUUGCGUUGGAAGAGCCAGCGACUACGGUGGAACCGCAAAGGAGGUCCUGUUUUGGAGAUGCCGAUCUGACAUUUGCGGGGGGGCCUGUUGGGCGUUGGUGGUUCGUUCGAGGAUGAGGGCCUCGAUCUGAAUCGAUUUGAACCUGCGCGAGGUGGUGCAGCACUUGAGGGGCAGAGGGGUAGAGGGCGAGCUGGGCCUUAAGUCCGUUAACGCCGGUGCAUGACCCGCUUGCCAGGGCGGCCUGCUUUGGUGUGAUUGAUCGCAACAGCUCACAAUAUCUGUCGCAUCGCAGUAGCUGCAUGCCAGCAGCCGUCUAACGCUGCAGUAGCCUUUUUCCCUGGCAACCUGGCCAGUCCACAGUCCACCACUCCACCACUCCACUAUUGGGAUCCUGCUGUGGCAUGCACGUCGCAUAUAAUCCCGCCGUCGACCGCAUUGAUCUCUGACCUCGCUCGCCCCAGCUUGCCCAGCUCCUCUUCCCCCGGGGCCCUGGUCAAUCUACGCUCUUCACCCCGGCUGGCCUGCGCAGGGACCGUUUCUCUUUGCGACGAUCGUUCAAUUGUGCACUCGAGCCCGCGGGUUUUUGGCCCUCGUGCGACGCCCUGGACCUCCCAGUCGGAUCGCCCACUGCUCUCUGCGCCGUCUCUUCGCCCGGCCUGGCGCCCAAGCCAAUCAGUCGGUGUCUUGCUGCUGAGUGCUCCUGACAUCCGCGCCCUGUGCUCUUGUGCUCUUGCCCCAACCGGGCCGCUUACCCCGCGACAACCCCCCGACUGGUCGCGACCGAUUGCCAGGCGUGUAGCCUUGUCCUCUUGAAAACUAACGCCUGGGUUUGCGACCAGGCCUAGAUAUCUACUUUCCCAUCCUGCCUUGGGACCCCAGGACAAGCACCACUUGAGAAGCCGGGCUCUCCACUGCACCCCGAGGAGAUCACAACCACCCCCCCUCCCCCAGCGGCCAGCCUCUAGUCUGGGUAAUUGGCUGCCAAGGCCCAUGAUGACGCCCACACCGCCCUCGAACACGCCCUCCUCAGGGCCUCGCUCUCCCGACCAACACCGGGUUGUGCGCAAGAGGAACAGGGUCCCACUGAGCUGCUACCCAUGCCGGUCCAGGAAGCUGAAAUGCGACCGGACUCACCCAUGCAGCAACUGCGUGAAGCGCGAGGGUGUCGACACUCUGGCCUGUUCCUACGCCACUCCCUCCAACCGCAAGAGGAGCCAGAACCAGCAGGGCAAUGGCCCUGACGAUAUGCAGAACCGCAUCGACCGGCUGGAGGGCCUGGUCUUGUCCCUCAUGCACGGUGGCGCCACAAUCUCCUCGGACGCCGCAGCAGCCGUCGGCGCCGUCACAGGCAGCAGCAGCAGCACCAAAUCAUCGGGGCCCGGCGGCAACUCGGCUACUCCGAACUCGUCCUCUGCCGGGGCCGGCCAGGAUGACGGAGAGAUGAGGGACGACGACGAGGACGACAGUGACAUUGACGACGGGCUUGCCAACUCCCUCGGUGUGCUCAAGGUGGACCCCGACAGGGGCAAGUCCAUGUACAUAGGGCAGGAACACUGGCACACCAUUCUCGCCGACAUAUCCGAGGUCAAGAACUACUUCAACAACCACAAGAAGGACCUCGAGAAGAGCUAUGAGAAGGUGCUCUUGAGCAAACCCGCAUAUGCUCGGAACGGGCCAACCUUCUUGGUGGGCGCCGCCCCUGCGACGGACGUCGAGCUGAGGGCCGAGUUGCCUCCCAAGUCGGCCGUGCUUACUCUCUGUGCCCGGUACUUCAACUCCAUGGACAAUGCCGUCAUCAUCAUCCACGCCCCUACAUUUCACCAGCAGCUGCGCGCCCACUGGCAGGACCCGAGCAAGACGCCACUCAUGUGGCUGGGCCUGCUCUACUCCAUCCUUUGCCUGGCCAUGUUGAGCUACCACAAGGUCGGCGACGAGCCGCCCGAGUGGAAGGGCAGGGCCAUAGAGCUGGCCGCUGAGUAUCGGCUGCGGACGGUGCAGUGCCUCAUAACUGCGGACUACACCAAGCCGAGCGAGUACACUGUGGAAACCAUGCUGCUCUAUGUGUUUGGGGAAUUCUCGUCGAGGUGGGACGCGGACCUGUCACUGUGGCUGAUAUGCUCUCUGGUGACGCGCGUGGCAUUCCGAAUGGGCUAUCACAGAGACGCCAAAUGGUUCCCAUCGCUCACGCCAUUCCAAGCCGAGAUGAGAAGGCGCACAUGGGCAAUGGUGAGAAUGACCGAUGUUGUCUUUUCACAUCAGGUUUCCCUGCCGAGCAUGAUAUACGACCAGGACUGCGAUACGCAGCUGCCACACAACAUCUUUGACGAGGAGUUCGGCCCAGACACCAAAGUCCUCCCGCCAUCCCGGCCGAACAGCGAGCCGACCCCUGUCAGCUACAUGAUCGUCAAGGUCAAGCUCUGCCAGGAGCUGGGGAACAUACUGCAGGUGACGAACCGGGUCGGAAAGCAGGCGGCAUACGACGACAUCCUGAGGUUCGAUGCCAGACUGCGGGAGCUCAGAGACGAGAUCCCACCGCACCUGAAGAUGCAGCCGCUUGAGGGAUGCAACGACCCUCUCACCAUGAUCGUCGCGAGGUUUAACGUCGACAUCCUGUACCUGAAGAUACAAUGUCUCCUGCAUCGGAAAUAUCUGGCACGCUCGAGACACAACCCAAGGUACGCGCACUCCAGGCGCAGCGCCAUAGAGGCAUCGCUGGAAAUGCUGCGGCACCUGAUCAGCCUGCACCGGGAAUCACAACCUGACGGGCGGCUGCGGGCCAUCAAAUGGUUCGUUGCAUCGAUAGCGACAAAAGAGUUCCUCCUUCCCACAAUGCUGGUUAUCCUAGAUCUGCAUUUUGAUCAGCAAACGGAUGGCGCCAGCCGGGGCCGGCAGGACUCGCUCUCUGCCAACUUCUGGACGCCCGAGCAGCGCCUGGAGAUGGUGCGCAGCCUCGAGACGACACGGGACAUAUGGGAGGGCAUGACGGACGGGUCGAUGGAGGCGGUGAAGGCCUACAACAUCAUCAAGAUCAUGCUCGAUAAGACCAGGAGCCCGGGCCCGGAGGGCCAGCCCGGCGGCGCGCCUUCGGCCGUGCCACAACAGCCCUCGGCUGCGACGAAGGACGACCUGUUCUCCAACGUGGGUGGAGCCAGCAUGGAACCGGAGCAGUCGGCGGCCAUGACCCUGGGCAUGAUGUCGUCCGGUGGGCUGACGCCUGAGACGGCAGCCGCAUUUGGGGGCGCCAUGCAGAGCCCCGGGGGCACCACAUACCCAGGAAUGGACUUGUCGGUUCCUCCGGUUGGCGAGGGGACUGGCAUGACACCCGACUUUUCGGGUGAUCUGGGGCUCAACCCCGGGUCGCCCUUUUCGACCAUGUUUGGCAGUGGGAUGGAUAUCGGGCAGAAUUUUGACUGGGAUGCACUGCAGAACUACACCGAAAACACCAACUGGGGGACCGAGAACCAAUUCCAGACGUUCUUUGGGGGCGAUGCCAACAACAUGGGCCAGACGCGAAGCGGCCCGUCUCCCGGCAGCGGGGACGGGUUCUCGUUUAGCACGCCUGGGAGCAGCUCGAAAUGAGGAAGACUUGAGUGGCGGCGAAGAUCAAUCCCGCGCAGGCCGGGUGGUUGAUUUGGUCGUUCAAGUCCUGGCCGUGUGAGGGCGAGGAGUGUGUUGCUUGUUGAAACAGGAGAGCCGGGCCACGUCCUGUGCAGUAAGGCUAGGAAACAAGGACCCCGGCACAUUACCUCCAGACAAGGCGAAAGGGUCAGUACUGGGGACAAGGCAAGUGGCAGGAUGUACAAAACAAAAUACCCAUCUCCAUCUGUGUCUCUUCAAGGUCUACGGAGUAUAGGUAUAGACGUGGUGGUGGUGCCGAUCACUAGAAAAUGCCAGUCGGUUUGGUUGCCUUUCAGCAUGGAGUCGUUAUUUUGGCGUGUGCUCCACUUCUCAAGGGGGCUGAUGAGAGCGAUCAGUGGGCGAUGAAUCAGCUCCCCCCUCCUGCUGCUCGGCACCUCUGACCACAGGAGGUAUCCGGCCU
This is a messenger RNA of Diaporthe batatas, 4158 nucleotides long. RefSeq lists its product as uncharacterized. The transcript has 3 exons. Gene Ontology annotation, cellular component: nucleus. Gene Ontology annotation, molecular function: zinc ion binding; DNA binding; DNA-binding transcription factor activity, RNA polymerase II-specific. The record is from RefSeq and is a predicted model, not a curated record. Gene Ontology annotation, biological process: DNA-templated transcription; regulation of DNA-templated transcription. Lineage: Eukaryota; Fungi; Ascomycota; Sordariomycetes; Diaporthales; Diaporthaceae. Bases 1110 to 3698 code for a protein of 862 amino acids.